CUACCUAGUAUUGCCACUCUGUGUGGCAAGGCAUGGUGCCUACGUGGUGCACACUAGUGCUAGCUUCAUAUGCGAGUAUUGCAGGAGAACAUCAUAACCUACUUGAUUGCCCUAAGCGAAUGGUGCACGUUUUCCCGAGAAUGUGGCAGGGGCUGGGUCCAUGCUCAGUGAGUGUGUCCAGCAACCGAAGAAAGGUGUACUCCAACAAGGCACAUGCAUUGCACCUAGACUGCCACAGAGUGGGUGCCAUGGUUGUCCAAUAAGCUGGAAAGCGGCGGUACGCCUAGCGACUCCGCCUUCGCACUCUUCUUUUCAUUCCACCUCUGCCUCUUAAAGUGUCUUCCUCGCCAUUAUUAGGAAGAGCAAAAGCACGUAUAGCUGCC
Molecule: messenger RNA, 383 nt
Organism: Linderina pennispora
Lineage: Eukaryota; Fungi; Kickxellomycota; Kickxellomycetes; Kickxellales; Kickxellaceae
Exons: 1
Coding region: 33-263 (76 amino acids)
Source: RefSeq, a predicted model, not a curated record